This is a messenger RNA of Sinocyclocheilus grahami, 432 nucleotides long. Its product is annotated as CKLF-like MARVEL transmembrane domain-containing protein 7. The coding region runs from base 1 to 432 and encodes 143 amino acids. The transcript is spliced from 5 exons. Gene Ontology annotation, cellular component: membrane. NCBI's taxonomy places the organism in Eukaryota, Metazoa, Chordata, Actinopteri, Cypriniformes, Cyprinidae. The record is from RefSeq and is a predicted model, not a curated record.
AUGGGGAUUUUAUUUCUGGACUACUUACGAUCCAAACAAGGAGUUCUGAAGGUCGCUCAGCUCGUGAUUCUCCUGAUAGCGUUCGCUUGCGUUCGUUCCACGUGGUACAACAGCUUCUACACUUACGGUUUCUUGGAAGGAGUCACGCUCGGUUACUCCAUCACGGUCGCCCUUUUUCUAUUCCUGACUGUAUUUGGGAUUCCGAAAAGGGCAUUAUUUGUGAACCGGACGAUAGCCGAGUUUGUGCUCGAUACAUUGGGAUUCAUCUUCAUCUCCACCGGUUCCAUUGUAGCUGCUGUGAAGUCUUAUGACACCCCCAUUCUGGUUGCCGCCUCAGUGUGUGGUCUUCUGGUCUCAUAUCUCUCACUUGUUAGUGUGAUACUUUCAUUUGUUGCCACUCGCCGCACACAGCCUGCGGGGCUGCGACGAUAA